AUGUCUGACAUAGAGUUGCCUCUGGAAAACACCUUUUCUGACCACCCCAGGGCAAGCACAAUUUUUUUUAACAAAUCUGCAGUAGAGGUGCAAGAAAAGAGGAACAACUACUUAAUCCAUGAAGCUCCAGGGUGCCUUACUAAAAAGUACAGCUCCUGCUCAACAAUAUUUCUAGAUGACAGCACAGUCAGCCAGCCUAAUUUUGGAACCACAGUCAAAUGUGUGACCUUGGCCAUAUAUGACCACAUAAAGAACAGAGCUGGAAAUAGGUCCUUGGAUGUUUUUGAUGAGAGAUCACACUCACUCAUACGAGAAAUGGCUCCAGAGGAAUAUUUUGAGCAAGACCCUGAACCCACGUGUGUCUAUAGGUUUGCCCGCCCUCUUUUCAGGGCCAUGCAGAUGACAGCCAACUCUGCAAUAGUGACGUUGAUUUACAUAGAAAGGCUUUUGAUGUAUGCCGAGAUCGACAUCUGCCCCACUAAUUGGAAAAAAAUUGUUCUGGGAGCUGUUCUUCUUGCCUCGGAGUUUUGGGAAGAUAGGGAUGUGUGGAUUGUGAACUACUGCCAGCCCAUCAAGGACAUCAUUACAGUUGAGGACAUGAAUGAGAUGGAAAGAGAGUUUUUUCGUCUAAUUCAGCAUCAUAUUAGUGUUUCUGCGGGUGUGUUUGCCAAAUGCUAUUUUAAACUGCGCUGCGUGGCCUCUGACAACCACCUGCCUCUUGUAUCCACCCCUCUUCACAGAGAAAGAGCACAGAACCUCAAGGCCAUUUCCAGAUUUUGUGAAGACAAAGACCUAUGCAGAGCUACUAUAAAAAGAUCUCUCAGUGAAGACAACUUCAUUGGCAUUCGAGGCUCUAAAACCAUCCUUUCUUAAAAGAGAAAUGGGAGGCCAUAACAUCGUGAGCCCUCCUCAUCCACAGGAACUGGAGAAAUAUCACCUCUCCUGCUCAAAACCCAGCAGCUAGUACUUCCUCCCUUAGGGAGGAAUGAGGGGUUGUAACAUCAUGAGCUCUUCAUUCACAAUAACUGGAGAAAUAUCACCUCUCCUGCUCGACAGCAGUGAUAACAG
This is a messenger RNA of Miniopterus natalensis, 1068 nucleotides long. RefSeq names its product cyclin-Y-like protein 1. The record is from RefSeq and is a predicted model, not a curated record. NCBI's taxonomy places the organism in Eukaryota, Metazoa, Chordata, Mammalia, Chiroptera, Miniopteridae.